Molecule: messenger RNA, 4773 nt
Organism: Corythoichthys intestinalis (scribbled pipefish)
Lineage: Eukaryota; Metazoa; Chordata; Actinopteri; Syngnathiformes; Syngnathidae
Gene: tgfb3
Product: transforming growth factor, beta 3
Exons: 7
Coding region: 446-1663 (405 amino acids)
Biological process (GO): transforming growth factor beta receptor signaling pathway; regulation of cell population proliferation
Cellular component (GO): extracellular region
Molecular function (GO): growth factor activity; cytokine activity; transforming growth factor beta receptor binding
Source: RefSeq, a predicted model, not a curated record
AGUUUUAGAAUGAGGACCUAGCCGGGGUUACUCUUAGCCGCCCCUCCCUCAGAGACGUCACACUCAGAGAGAGUAUAAAGGUUGGAGGGAGCGCGCUGGUCUGGUCGGUGCAUUGAGUCGAAGGCUUGGGUCUGUUUGCUGUAUUGACCCCUCAUCCGAGCUUCUGGCAAUGGAGGGACUGAGCCGUUGUUUUGCACGGUGCGUGAUGCCCUAAGGGGAAUGAAGACACUUCGUUUUGCUGAAGGCGCGACAUUAUUCGGGGCCAUGGCACGGAUCCGCACCCUUCAAAAGGCGCACUUUGCACAGAUGCCAUAGCGCUCGAGAUCAUGGGACUUCUCCAGGAACCCAAGUCACUCACGUGAAUGAAAAGAGGAAAGGGAUUUCUGUUCCGCGCGGUAGUUUCCUUCUUUUACCUGGGCGGCUGCGAGCAGAGCGAGUGUGAACUAUGAAUCUGGGCAAAGCGCUCCUGUUGCUCCUGCUCUCCAGUUGCGUGACAAUGGUGCUGUCGCUCUCCACCUGCACCACCGUGGACAUUGACCACAUCAAGAAGAAGAGAGUGGAAGCGGUACGGGGACAAAUCCUCAGUAAACUGCGACUGACCAGCCCGCCCCAGACGACGGGUCCGAGCCAGGUACCGUUCCAGGUGCUGGCCCUGUAUAACAGCACCAAGGAGCUGAUCGAGGAGCUGGGAAGAGACCGACAGCAGAGCUGUGGACAGGAUAACACGGAGACAGAGUACUACGCCAAAGAGAUUUACAAGUUCAACAUGAUCACUGGGUCGCCUGAAAACAAUGACCUCCCCUACUGCCCGAAGGGAAUCACUUCCAAGGUGUUCCGCUUCAACGUCUCCACCAUGGAGAAAAACUCCACCAACUUGUUCCGGGCCGAAUUUCGAGCGCUGCGGAUCCCUAACGCGGGCGCCAAGAAAAACGAGCAGCGGAUCGAACUCUACCAGAUCCUCCAGAAAGACGACCCCAAAGCCAAACAGCGGUACAUCGGGGGCAAGAACGUGCUGACCAAGGGGAUGGCCGAGUGGGUCUCUUUCGACGUCACGGAGACAGUGAGGGAGUGGCUCAUGUACAGACAGACCAAUCUUGGCCUGGAGAUCAGCGUGCACUGUCCCUGCCACACUUUCAAGCCAAACGGGGAUAUUAUUGAGAAUGCCAACGAGGUGCUGGAGGUCAAAUUCAAAGGUACGGAGCCAGACUUUGACGACCUGAGCCGUGGCAAAAAACAAAGGGAGCAGCUGUACCCCCAUCUCAUCCUCAUGAUGCUGCCCCCCCACAGGCUGGAUGCGCACUCCUCAUCCCGAAGGCGCAAGAGGGCACUCGACACCAAUUACUGCUUCAACAAUUACGAGGAGAACUGCUGUGUGCGACCGCUUUAUAUUAAUUUCCGCCAGGACUUGGGCUGGAGAUGGAUCCAUCAGCCUGAGGGCUACUACGCCAAUUUCUGCUCUGGUCCUUGCCCUUACCUACGCAGCGCUGACACCACACACAGCACGCUGCUGAGCCUCUACAACACCUUGAAUCCGGAGGCGUCCGCCUCACCGUGCUGCGUGCCCCAGGACCUGGAGCCCCUCACCAUCCUCUACUACGUGGGCCGCUCGCCUAAAGUGGAGCAGCUGUCCAACAUGGUGGUCAAGUCCUGCAAAUGCAGCUAAGAGGCUUCGGGGACCCGAGACAAACCUUCCUGCACUACACGGGAGCGCUCUCGUGGUUUUGGGCCGCCCCUGUACUCGAGUCUCCUUCUAGCUCCGUCUCACAGUUGAAAGAUAUCCGGUCCGGUUUCACUGAUGCUCUCAAACCCAACGGACCUCUCCGUGAUCUUUCUUUAGUUUUACUUCAUAUUCCAGCAUUUUUGAACAGCUCGUACCUCGGUGUAUUCUCAUCCUGUUUUUAUCUAAAGCGGAAAGGAACAAAAAUCGUCUUGGAAUGACCACUGCAUUCUUAAGGACAAGCGAGGGUGGAAAAAGAGACUGAACUCAGCAUGACAGGACACACAGGACACGUUCGAAUGUCCGAGCUGGAAAGUGAUGCUGUGCUACACUGUGUAUUUAGGAUUAAAUGCCUUUAAAUUAAAAAAUGAUUUUAGGGGGAAAAAAUGUUCAAAAUGCUGGAAAACAACCUAGUGGAAGUUAUAUUUCAACGGUCGUGUUAAUACCUCUACAUUGCAACAGGAUGGAGAUUCCGGGUAUGACAUAUUUCAGAUGAAACUGAAGCUUUACUGUUGUACGAGAGCCGGGGACGGACGUUGGGGAACGCUUCCUUGAUGGACUACGGAGACGUGAAUGACCAAUUCAGUCAUUUUUUUGUGUUGAGAUGCACUCCUGCUUCCGUGUCAUUGUCCGCGUCGCUGAGGUCUGCGCGGUUGCUGACCCUAGCUUGCGUUGUUCUGUUCUUCUUUAGACCAGUGUUUUUCAACCUUUUUGGAACCACGGCACACUUGUUUCAUUAAAAAAAAAAAAAAAAAGCCCGAGGCACGCCACCAUCAUAAAAUGUCCAAUGGAAUGUCUGUAAACUUAAUUGAUAUAGUCAUGCAUUGAAUAGGUAUCAAACACAAAAAACCCCCACACAUUUUGUUAUCAGUUUCAGUCCUUUACAGUCUAGACUAAAUCCCCAAUGAAAGAAAGCUUUUGCUUAUUGCGUCACACUUGAGAUUCUGCGUGAGGAAAUGGUCUUUGCUUCUUUUUGACCGCCAUUCAAUAAAAUUUUGUCCAGUCCUGAGUUAGCAACUUUGUUUUAAAAACCUUUACCAUCACCACCGCCACCGUUGUAGUUUCGCUAGCGCUAGCCCCAGUACCACUCUUUACCUCUUCCGCAUCGCUAGACAAAGUAAUGAGCCACCUACUCAUAUGGAAGACUAUAGCAUGAUUAGCGACCAUCGGGCAGCACGGAUAUCGGAUUUUGCGGAUUCAGUUUCCAAAAACAUUUUCACAUCAAUUGGGUGAAAGUGGACAGUGGUUGAAAAACACUGCUUUAGACCACACACACUUGUCAAGAUCAUCAACAGUGCCCCUGCUGGUUGCAACUAUGUAGUGCAAUUAGUAUGUUUACAUGGCAAAAAAAAAAAUGUCUUCAGCCUGAUCAGCAUUUGGAUUAAAAUGAUGAUCGGGUGCACUGCGUUCAUGGGCACUUAAAAAUAAGGAGUCUUGCGUGUUCAUGCAUUAGAAUGUCACCGGGAACAAAUUAUUUUUGACGUACACAGACUGAUGCUGCGUUCAUGUGGUGUCGUAAUUACAGCAAAAAGCUAUGUUUGUAAAGAAGAUUUGCACUUUUUUUUUUUUUUUUUAACGCCAGCAUAAUAACAGUGUACACGUUUGGAAAAAUAUUUCUUUUGAACCAAGUGUUCGCUAAAAACAAACUACAUUAGUUUUCCGAGACACGUUUGAAAAAGUUGUUCAUUGAAAAUAAUAUUUUCAUUAUCGUCUUUGUUGACGAAAACAAAACAGUUUAUAAUUAUUAUUAUGCGCCUACCCACCCAGUCUUCCGCUCGCUCCGCUUCUACGACCUUCCGGGAAUAAAAAAAAAAAGCCAUAUACUGAUGUCACAGAUAAGGACGGUUUGUUCCAAAUUUUGAAAUGUUUUCAUGUGGGCAAAGUGGAUUGUCAAUCAGCCUAAACCGUUCGGACGAGAAUCUUAAUCGGAAUGGGUUAGAAUAUUCCGAACGAGGUGUGUACAUGAAGCAUUUUUAUUCCGACCAGGCUUUUAAAAUCGAGUCCAUGUAAACAUACUUAUUGACAGCAAGCGAUUACGGACAGUUGAUAAUUAUGCAAAUCCUAAAAGAGAAAUUUCCCUCAUGCCAGACUGUAAAUGAUGUUCUUACUUUUGGAAACACAUUUUUCUUUCAUUAAAAUAAGAGUUGGGUUGUGCUGUUUAGUAGUAUCGGGAAUGUUUUUAUUGAUGAAUCAUUUUAGAGCAAUGUAAAGGGUUUGGGAAUUGGUUCGACCAUAACAACGAGAUGAUGAAAUUCAACUUUAUUGACGAUAUUUCAGUGUCUCAAUUCGCUAUUAACAGCAUCAAAAACCCUAAAAAAAUAAAUAUAUAACAGCUCACAAAUCCAUGCAUGAGUGUUGUAAACAGAUUGUCUGAACUACACUUAAUUACGGCAGUAGAACAUACAUUGAAUUUGGAUUCUUGUAAUAGAGCAUGCUGCUGGCAUUAAAAAACAACAACGUGACAUUUAACGUGACAACCGCGCACUGAAAAGCCGAAAUCGUAUACCAAGAUCUGUGCAAACUAAAUACAGUAACGUAUGAGAAUGACGUGCAUCAAAUUCAAGUACUUCAUUACAAGUCAACACAAACAUACAAUACGCUUACUACAGUGGUAUGAAAAAGUAUCUGAACCUUUUGGAAUUUCUCACAUUUCUGCAUAACAUCACCAUCAAAUGUGAUUUGAUCUUUGUCAAAAUCACACAGAUGAAAAUAUAGUGUCUGCUUGAACUAAAACCACCCAGGAAUUAAUAGGUUUUCAUAUUUUAAUGAGGCUAGCGUGCAAACAAUGUCAAAAGGGGGAAAAUAAGUAAGUAAACCCUCUUCCUAAGGAGACUUAAAGAGCAACCGAAACCAAUUUUUACCAAACAUUGUAAGUCAGGUGUGUGCCCCAUCACUGAUGAGUGGUUUAAAGCUGCCCUGCCCACUACAAAAAACACACCUGGUAAGAAAUGUCUAGAUGAGAAGCAUUGUCUGAUGUGCAUCAUGGCUUGGCCAAAAGAGCUGUGAAAACUGGGAUAAGAUACAAAACCAUCUCUAAAAGUAUGUAUGUUCGUCAA